CUUCUCUUUUUUAUUAAACCAAUGAAUAUCCAUAGUUUAUGCUACUUAAUAUUUCCAUUUUAAACUCCAUACAAAACACAUCAGAGAAGUAGCCUGAGAGUCAGAGCGCACUUGUUUUAAAUUGAGCAUGGCGCAAGCCGAGGAGCCACAAGGUGAGGGUGAAGGCAGCCCUCAGAUGAUCUCCCUAAGAUCAGAUGUGUCAGGGAGCCAUGUGGAUGAGGGAGAAGUUGGGCCCUCUAUGAGGAGGAAGAGAAGAAAGAAGAAAGAGCCACGUCCAGAGUCCAUUAUUGUGUACCGCUCUGAAAUGGAGAGGGCACCUGGAGAGGAGCAAGGUGGUGAAGAGGGAGCAGAGAGGAACACUGAGGAGGGGGCAAAGUUUCUCAGCACACCAACAGGCGAAGGAGGAAGCUGGAACAUACCUCCAGACAGCCGAUAUGUGACCCUGACUGGCACAAUCACGCGAGGGAAGAAGAAGGGACAGGUGGUGGACAUACAUGUUACUUUGACAGAAAAGGAACUGAGGGAUCUGGCCAAGUCAAAGGAGCGUCUUAAUGCAGAGUGUGAGGCAGGAGAAGGGUAUAAACGCACCUGUUCCUUAGGUGUGUGCCAGGGACCCCACGUUGUCCUGUGGAGUAUCUCAUGUGCUCCUGUGGUUUUCCUCCUCUCGUUUAUCACCUCCUUCUACUAUGGCACACUUACCUGGUACAAUGUCUUCCUGGUCUACAACGAGGAGCGGACGUUCUGGCACAAGAUUACAAUAUGUCCUUUUCUUAUCAUUUUCUACCCAAUGCUCAUCAUGCCCAUGGCGCUGUCGCUGGCUCUGUACUCUGCUGUAGUACAGGUGUCCUGGGCCUUCAGUGAGUGGUGGCAGGUGGUGCGAGACCUGGAGAAAGGCUUCUGUGGCUGGGCCUGUGGGAAACUGGGGCUUGAGGACUGUUCACCCUACAGCAUAGUGGAGCUGCUGGACUCUGAUACUGUUUCUGGCACUUUGCAGAGCAAGGCGCCUAGUGAACUUGCUCAGACAUCAUCAGUUUGAAGGAAUGGAUGCUGAAGUCAUGGCACACAUUCCAACUGGCUUCAAAGAUGUUCCAAGACGAGCACCAAACAAUUGAAGUCACUUACAAAAGGCUGAUUUAAAAGGUUAUUUUCUGUCUUUGGAAAUUAUAGUUUGACAUAUUUUUAUUGCAAGCCCUCUUUGUUGAUUUGAGUGAAAUGAAAUUUUUUGUUGAAGUCUUUUAGAACAUGAUUAAAGAUGCAGAGGGACAAAAUGAUGAGGACUUUUCGUAAGAUCUUGUCAAGAUAUUUAAAAGCGUUUUCAUGACACUGUCUUGCAAAUGAUUAUUCAUUCAGCACUGCCUAAACCAGGACCACUCAAUUUGGUCCCAUGAGGGCCGCAGCCCUGCAGGUAUUUAAUGUCUCCAUGCUUCAACACACCCAAUUCAAAUUUAAUGGAUCCAGCUGCCUGCACAAUGGUCUGCACAAUGACUCAUUAAAUUGGAUCAGGUGUGUUGGAGCAGGGAUACAUUGAAAACCUGCAGGACUGCAGCCCUAAACUGUCCUUAGGUGUUGAUCUAUUUCUACAAAUUUUUACCAGACCCUGAGCAUACAUGGUUAUUGAUGGGUCAGUUUUUAUAUUUACAGUUCUUUACAGCCUCAUACAGGUCACUAAAAAACUGUCACUAAGUACUGAACAGCACUCACACAAGCCUUGAAAACAUACUCAGGCUUAGGACUCUGACACACAUUACAUAAGUGUAAAGGUUUACACCAGGUUUCGCUCAACAUGUAAAUACCUGUAAAUAUAUGUCAUCACUGUGCAGUGCAAUGACAUUAAAUGUCUCAGUAUCC
Molecule: messenger RNA, 1848 nt
Organism: Melanotaenia boesemani (Boeseman's rainbowfish)
Lineage: Eukaryota; Metazoa; Chordata; Actinopteri; Atheriniformes; Melanotaeniidae
Gene: tmem169b
Product: transmembrane protein 169b
Exons: 2
Coding region: 128-1036 (302 amino acids)
Source: RefSeq, a predicted model, not a curated record